UAGCUUCGGUAGGUUCUAACGGCAUUGCGCUUCUUCACAUUCACUACACAAAAAGCCAAGGGAACCUCUGCACCCAGUGUCAUGGCAGGAGAAGGGAUCACUAUUUCCCACUGGAUAUCAAGCCCUGUGCGCUACCAGGAGCACUUCAAAACCAGGAAUCUCAAUGAAUGCACUGAAGAUCAUCGACUAUUUGCCCUGCCGGGACCUGAAUGUCUGCCGGUUAAAAUGGACACUGAGGGGAGUCAAGCGGACAGUGAGGACGAGGAUUCAGGAGAGCCAGUGUUUCAAGUCCUGCUGGACGUGACUCAGUUUAAACCAGAAGACAUACUCAUACAGGUCUUUCAGGGGUGGCUGCUAAUCAGAGGUCAGCAUAGGGUGAGGAUGGACGAGCAUGGGUUUGUGUCAAGGAGUUUCACUAGACAGUAUCAGCUGCCUGAUGGUCAGUUCCAGGCAGGGGACCUCAAAGCCAUGCUGUGUCAUGACGGGAUACUAGUGGUGGAGACCAAGGACCGAUGGUGGCCAGCGUGUGAUUAGGAAAAUGCAAUGACUUAACAUCAUUCAUCAUGACAUGAUCAAACGUGGGCUGUGUUAGUAGAACAUUUUUGUUGUUUUAAAUCAGUUAAAUCAUAAAGCAAUCACAUAAUUUGCUGUUAUAUGACAGUGUUGCUUUGUUCUGCAUGUCCGCAGACAUUUAACAACAUUCAUUCAGCUUGAUUGCCUGCCUAAUGCUUAGUUGCUUACCAGCAAAAAAUGUCAUUUUCUAAUAAAUAAAACA
Messenger RNA from Ctenopharyngodon idella (grass carp), 775 nucleotides. RefSeq names its product heat shock protein, alpha-crystallin-related, b3 (gene hspb3). The coding region runs from base 82 to 534 and encodes 150 amino acids. The record is from RefSeq and is a predicted model, not a curated record. Lineage: Eukaryota; Metazoa; Chordata; Actinopteri; Cypriniformes; Xenocyprididae. Gene Ontology annotation, cellular component: nuclear speck; cytoplasm. The transcript has a single exon.